AAUGAUAAAUAUUUGUUUUUGUAAACAAUAAAAAAGACUAAAUAAAAAAGAGCAACAAGAACGAACCAAUAGUAUAACACUGGCCACAUCUAACUCGAUUGCUAUUGGUAACCGUUGUGUCAACAAAACCUUUUUUGUUUACAAAUGGCCACGGGUGACAAAUUCAAAUUUGAAACGCGUAAUUGUGAUAUGAAUAGUGAUUUUUAUCGUUAAUCUAGUUGUACAUGUGGCGUUUAAUAUGGGUAAUUGUCUUGGAAGUAUUUUUCGGCGUCGUAACGUGCGUCGUCACAUUGUAUUAAUACUGAUAGGGUUGGAUAACGCGGGAAAAACAAAAACUGUGAAUAAUCUGGCGGGCGAGCGGGAUGAUAAGGUUUUGCCGACUGUGGGUUUUAAAGCAGUGAAUUUAGUGCAUAAAGAUACACCUGUGACGAUAUAUGAUUUAGGCGGAGGCCCACAUUUUCGCCAGAUAUGGGCGCAGUAUUACAGCGAGGUGCACGGAGUGAUAUUCGUCAUCGAUUCAAGUGAUUUUUCACGGUUGGACGAAUGCAGAGCCGUGCUUGAAGAGGUGUUAUCGCACGACAAAAUAUCAGGUAAACCGGUCCUGGUAUUAGCUAACAAACAAGACAAGACUGGAGCCCUAGACGACAUCGAUGUGGUCGACAAACUCAAUAUAGAACCAUUGGUUAAUAAGUAUAGAUGCCCAACCCUAGUUGAAUCAUACAGUGCAUACGCAGACCCCAACUCCAAAAAGCCAAAAAUCGACCCCGGCCUCCGGAAGGGAUACCACUGGUUACUGAACUACAUCGUCCGUCGCUACGGAGACAUCAACCUCCGCGUGCAAACAGACAUACACGCCGACCUAGAAAGACGCAAGCGAAUGUUGAACAAAGCAUCAAACACAAACUCUCAAACGUUCACAGCCGUCAGCGAUGAUAUAGCAACGCAAACCGGCUUCGAGAACCCCAACUACGAUAUUGAGAAAUCGAAUAAAAUCGAUAACGAUGAAAUCCAACAAGGCUUGAUCGUCGUCAAACCGAUUACACAUCAGAACAGUGUCGACUCGACUAUAACGAUCGAGAGCGUCGAAGAAUCGGAUAUGACGAGCGUCGCGAAACCAAAACUGUCACCUCUGUUCGGCAGAGCGAGUAACUCGACGGUGGAAACCGUUCGGAUAGAGUUGGAGCCUCGCAAUGAGUUCAGGAAAUUGUCUCCGAUCGUACGGAACAAAAGUGGUGCCAACCAGCACAUCGAUUUUAAGAACCGACCCCAGUCGAGCCCCACUUUCAAGAAGCAGAUUAAGGUGGAACCCCCGAGUAAGAACACGUCGCUACAAGACGAGGAUCUGAAACCCGACGGCGACCUGCCGGCGUACAUCGGCGACCGGAACCGAACCUGGGACGGGUCGGAGAAGAAGCAUCGAGUGCUCGUCAACGAUGCUGAGCUGUCGCAAAUGCAUCGCGAGAUCGUGCUCACUGAGAGAGACUACACGAGCAAGACGGCGUACUCGGAGGUGACGCUGCAGCCGUCGUCGCUGGCGCUGAGCCCGCGGCCCGCGUCCGCGUCGCGCCUCGUGCGGCGCCAGCUCGAGCUGUGCGCGCAGCACAAGCGGCGGCUCAGUCUGCGCUACAUGCAUCGCAACAAGACUAGUCCGGAGCGCGUGUCGAUGCUGAUCUACGAGCCGAAGGCGGCGCAGCGACAUCUAGACAAAGGAGACUUCGAGCACUCCGCCACCAUCAACUGAUGACGAUAGUUGGAGUCACACAACUAAAGUUCAAAUUGCCUAGACUUAUAAAGUUACAAUAUAUUAUAGUUAGUAUGUACAGAGGCCGUAUUACGAUGUUUUAAAACUAAACCUUUUAAUAGAAAUACAAAACGUAUGUUUGUACACUUACUCUUUAUCCUAAACUGACAAACAUAUUAUGAUGAAAUUUUGCUCAAAGGGUCUAAGGUCUUAAAGUAAUAUUGUGAUGGUUGUGACAGCGUAAAAAAUGGCGUAGAGUGGCAUCUCUUUCACACCCGUAAUAAUAUUACUUAAAAUAGUCUCAGAGUAUUCCUUACUCCAAGAAUUACAAGUGAGAACUGUUUAUACAUAAUAUAAAUAUGGUUUUAAAACUUCGUGCUACUGCCCAUAGAUUUAUGAUAAGCUAAUAUUGACAGGGUAUAGACAAUAUAGGUGCUCCUAUUUAAAAUUUAACGAGCGAAACACCCCAUAAGGUAAGCUUUGUCACAGGCGAAAGAACUAUUAUAGGUACUUACUUGAUUCAAAAAUAGGCAAUUAAUCUAGAAAAAUGUUGAUUGUUUGAUUUAGAAAUAAUUAAUAUAAUAUUACUUGGAAACUUAUUGUUCUGUUAAUAUAAUAAUAAUGCUGUUGGAUGUGUCUACUUCGUACUUAAAGAGCAAUAUUUUAAACACUUAGUAAUGCCAAGUGUUAAUCCAGGUUAUAAUCUAUCUGUUUGCCAAAUUUCGUCCAUAUUCGUUCGGUAGUUUCUGCGUGACAGGUAACCCCCUGCCAUCCAAACAAACUUUCACACUAAUAAAAAAAUUGACUAGUUGUUACAUUGGUGAGUGACAAUAGAGUGAUGUGAUGUGUGAAGC
Messenger RNA from Trichoplusia ni (cabbage looper), 2595 nucleotides. RefSeq lists its product as uncharacterized. Bases 239 to 1741 code for a protein of 500 amino acids. Gene Ontology annotation, biological process: non-motile cilium assembly; receptor localization to non-motile cilium. The record is from RefSeq and is a predicted model, not a curated record. NCBI's taxonomy places the organism in Eukaryota, Metazoa, Arthropoda, Insecta, Lepidoptera, Noctuidae. The transcript is spliced from 7 exons. Gene Ontology annotation, cellular component: non-motile cilium; ciliary membrane. Gene Ontology annotation, molecular function: GTP binding; GTPase activity.